Messenger RNA from Falco peregrinus (peregrine falcon), 1363 nucleotides. RefSeq names its product histone-lysine N-methyltransferase SETMAR. Bases 58 to 933 code for a protein of 291 amino acids. Gene Ontology annotation, cellular component: nucleus. The transcript is spliced from 2 exons. Lineage: Eukaryota; Metazoa; Chordata; Aves; Falconiformes; Falconidae. The record is from RefSeq and is a predicted model, not a curated record. Gene Ontology annotation, molecular function: protein binding; histone H3K9 methyltransferase activity; zinc ion binding.
CCUGCGCACCGCAGCGCGAGCGGCUGCGCGGAGGGCGCGGGGGCAGCGGGCGGGCGCAUGGCGGACCUCAGCGGCGGGCGGGAGGUGCUGGCUGUGGCCGUGGCGCCGCCCGGGGAGGCCCCGCCGGCUUUUCAGUAUAGCCCAGACAGCGUGGCUGGAGCAGAUGGAGAGAUUGACCCCACUGAAAUCACCUUUCGAGGAUGUUUCUGUCGUACCAGCUCCUGCGUGGUUGAUGUGUGCUCGUGUCUUUCCCACGGUGAAAGUUACAACAGUUUGUGCCUCAGGCCUACAGACAAAGAGGAGGAGUACACCAGGCCUGUUUUUGAGUGCAACACUAUGUGCCAGUGCAGUGAAUCCUGUCAGAACAGGGUUGUUCAGAGGGGUUUGCAAUUCAGACUUGAGGUAUUCAAGACUGAGAAGAAAGGGUGGGGUCUUCGCACUCUGGAAUUCAUAGCUAAAGGAAGAUUUGUUUGUGAAUAUGCUGGUGAAGUUUUAGGCUUUAACGAGGCACGUAGAAGAAUUCAGGCCCAGACAUCAAAGGAUUCAAACUAUAUUAUAGUGGUGAGGGAGCACCUCCAUAACGGUCAGAUAAUGGAGACAUUUGUUGACCCUACGUACAUUGGUAACGUAGGCAGAUUCCUGAAUCAUUCUUGUGAACCAAAUUUGUUCAUGGUGCCAGUUCGAGUUGACUCAAUGGUGCCUAAACUGGCACUUUUUGCAGCUACUGAUAUUUCUGCUGGACAGGAACUUUCAUACGAUUAUUCUGGAAGAUGCCAUAAUUUACCAAUGACUAACAGAGAAGAGAAGUCUUUACAGGAAGAUAAGAGAUUGAGAAAACCUUGCUACUGUGGUUCCCGCAUAUGUGCUUCCUUCUUACCUUGGGAUGGCUCCCUUUUUUCCACGCUAGACACUUCUUCAGGGAGUUCUCCAUAGCUUUUCAGUCCUCAUGCAUACCUAACCAAUAUGAUUUUCUCUAGCAGUUAAAUAAAACUCUCUGUAUUCCACCAAGGAAGCAGAUGUGUUUUUGAAUAACAGCAAAAAGACAAGAUUUUGAAAAUAACUUCAUGCAACAUCCUAGAGGCUGUUUUCAAGGUGGAUGGUAUGAGAGAGUACUGGAGCUUCAAGGUGUUCCAAAAUCAGUUACUAAGCCAGGCCUGGGUUUUUUUUCUUGUUUUCUUCUGACAGCAUGUUAAAGCAGCUCUCUCAAUUUGUACCUCUCAGAAAGAAACAACUUUUAACAUUUGUACACAGAAAGGGCAUGCGAUAGCAAGGAGAAACAUCACUGAAAAUUACAGAAGAGGGAGACUCAAGGAAUCUUGACAUCUGCAAGAAAGGCAUUAGGUUUCUUAAAUCCCAUUUUUUU